CGCCUCUCUCAUUAAUUAGCGGACCAUUUCUAAUUCACCCCUCGCAUCUUUUCGAAUUUUCGAGAGCUCAAAGCCUCGAACCAUUCCCUUCUUCCUCGUCCCAAUCCAAGUUCCAACCAUCCAGGGCGGGGGUUUUCCCGUUAAUCCGCGCCUCUCCGUGUCGGAUUGAAUUGAAGCGGAGAGGGGGAGGAGGAGGUGGAGGUGGAGGUGGAGGAGGGCGGCGGGUGGCGAUGGCGAUGGCGAGGCUGACGCCGAACGGCGUGGCGGCGGCGCUGGCGGGGGACACGAACCUGAAGCCGGUGCUGCAGAUCGUCGAGCUGCGGGGCGUCCAGGUCAACGGCGCGGGCGUCACGCGCGGGGAGAGGUUCCGGGCGGUGGUCUCCGACGGCACCGCCGCGUCCUCCGCGCUCUUCGCCGCGCAGCUCAGCGACCACGCCCGAUCCGGCGCCCUCCGACGCGGCAGCAUUGUGCAGCUCAGCGAGUACGUCAUCAACGAAGUCGGCCCCAGAAGGAUUAUUGUCAUUCUGAACCUGGAAGUUCUUGUUUCGGAGUGUGAGAUAAUUGGGAAUCCUACAGCGCUUUCAGAAACUGGAUCUCCUAUCCCAAAUCCGACAAGAGUAGAGCAAUUUAACGGAGCACCUCAAUAUGGUUUGAUGGCAGGGAACUCAUCAAAUACAACCACAAAGCCUAGUGACAAUGUUCCAUUGUUCCAAAAUUCGAUGGCAGGAAACUCCUCUAACUUUGCCACUAGGCCCAGUGACAAAGUUCCGGUCUUCCAACCAACAGUCCAGCCAUCUUAUCGCCCUGCACCUAAUUACAAAAACCAUGGAGCAAUCAUGAAAAAUGAAGCCCCUGCUAGAAUAAUCCCCAUAUCUGCUUUAAAUCCUUAUCAAGGCCGCUGGGCUAUCAAGGCUAGAGUUACUGCCAAGGGAGAUAUCCGCCGAUACCAUAAUGCUAAAGGUGAUGGGAAAGUAUUCUCUUUUGACUUGCUUGAUUCUGAUGGGGGAGAGAUACGGGUGACAUGCUUCAAUGCUCUUCUUGAUCGAUUCUAUGAAGUUGUGGAAGUUGGUAAGGUCUAUGUGGUAUCAAGAGGAAACUUGAGACCUGCACAGAAGAACUAUAACCAUCUUAACAAUGAGUGGGAGAUUUUAUUGGAGAAUGGAUCAACUGUGGAUCUUUGUCCUGAUGAGAACAGUUCCAUUCCCACCCAGCGGUUUGACUUCAGACCGAUCAAUGAAAUUGAGGAUGCCCAGAACAAUGCUAUCCUUGACAUCAUAGGUGUUGUUACAUCGGUCAAUCCUUGCACCACAAUACAGAGGAAAAAUGGCAUGGAAACUCAGAAAAGAACUAUGAACCUGAAGGAUAUGUCUGGUCGAAGUGUUGAGGUAACCAUGUGGGGUGACUUUUGCAACAGAGAAGGCUCACAGCUUCAAGGAAUGGUUGAACGUGGGAUCUUUCCUGUGCUGGCUGUCAAAGCAGGAAAAGUGAGUGAUUUCAGUGGCAAGUCUGUCGGCACAAUUUCUUCAACUCAGCUCUUCAUCAACCCUGAUUCUGCUGAAGCUCAUAGUCUCAGGCAAUGGUUUGAUAGUGGAGGAAGAGAUGCUUCUACUCAGUCCAUAUCCAGAGAUAUCACGCCUGGAGCAUCAAGGAAUGAGAUCCGAAAGACAGUAGCACAGAUCAAGGAUGAAGGUCUUGGAAUGGGGGACAAACCUGACUGGAUUACGGUGAAAGCCACCGUUAUAUUCUUCAAGAAUGAGUCCUUCUUCUACACAGCUUGCCCUAACAUGAUUGGCGACAGGCAGUGCAAUAAGAAGGUGACAAAGAGUACUAAUGGCAAUUGGACCUGUGACAAAUGCGAUAGGGAGUUUGAAGAGUGCGACUACAGGUAUCUCCUGCAGUUUCAGAUUCAAGAUCACUCGGGAACAGCUUGGGUGACAGCAUUCCAGGAGGCUGGGCAGGAGUUGCUUGGCUGCUCGGCAACAGAGCUCAACGCACUUAAGGAGCGCGAGGACCCUCGGUUUGCAGACACCAUGCUCAAUUGCUUGUUUCAGGAAUAUCUGCUCAGGCUGAAGGUCAAAGAAGAAUCAUACGGCGAUGAGCGCAAAGUGAAGAACACCGCGGUCAAAGUGGAGAAGGUUGAUCCUUCGGGUGAAAGUAAAUUUCUGCUGGAUUUGAUCUCCAAGUCCUCGGCGCUACAUUAGCAGACUGUGCUACUCUAUCAGCUGCUCGCUCGUGCGUGGUGAGGUGAGCGAGGUGAGGUGUUGCAGUGCCCAUAGCCCUCGCCCUCCUGCUCGAUUUUUGUGCCGGUACUUUAAUAUUAACGCCACUUAAUAGUUUAUAUCCAGAUUAGUGCUUUAAUAGUUUAUAUCCAGAUUAGUGCUGAUAUUUCCAUUUUUGUGCCGGUACUUUAAUAUUAACGCCACUUAAUGUAUCAGCUUUUAUACCUUUUUCUCGAUCAAAUGAUUGCCUUCUAGCUGCA
Messenger RNA from Oryza sativa Japonica Group (Japanese rice), 2479 nucleotides. Lineage: Eukaryota; Viridiplantae; Streptophyta; Magnoliopsida; Poales; Poaceae. The record is from RefSeq and is a predicted model, not a curated record.